GUUAAGUUAAUAAAAGUCCCCCCCCAAAAAAACAAAACACCCAGGCACCCACCUGGUGGGACCGCAGUGAGUGGUAUAGCGACCGCUGGGGGGGGCCGCGGACCAGGGAUUGAGAACCACCUCUGUUAGACACAUGAAGGGGGUGGGGGAAGAGGGAAAGUACGCAACAACCACUCAGGAGCAGACGGGCACAAAAAAAAAAAAAAAAAAAAUAUUCAUCCCCACUUAACAUGUCAAUCAGGAUUAAUGCACCACACAAACCUCCCCUUUAGGUUGAGCCAGGUCCUUUCACUAGUGGAAGUAUAGCGCAGCAGAGGAGCAGAGGAGCUAAUAUAUAGAAGAGCAGAACAGCAACACAACACAGCAGUAGUUCAGCAGCGCGCACACCACGGAGCGUCGCCUGGACUUCACGUUUCAUGCGACUCUUCACCAGAAGGUUGACAUGCAGCUCUGACUGAGAACUCACUCAUCUCCAGAGCGUGAUCAUGUCAGAGCUCACACACUUCUUCUGCUUUUUGGAUUACUCAUGCGACAGCUUCUGAGGCUGCAGACGAGAAUUGUUUGCAUGCGGAUAAAACUUUGCAGGAGCUCUGUCUGUUCUUCCUGGAGAGGAUAUAUAUAUAUAUAUAUAUAUAUAUAAAUCAGUUUGGUGCGCGCAAACUUGCUGCGUAAAAACAAUACAGCCUCAUAUAUAUAUAUACUUCGAGCACUCCUCUCGAGAUGGAUUUGAAGAGCGCGUGUCGUAUGUGUCUUUUCCCGGUGCAAAUGCUCUAUUAUAUAGUCAGGGCAAGUUUGUUUUCGCUGUUGCCAAGCAGAAGGAAGGACCUGAGCAAGGAGGUGGUGUUGGUGACCGGUGGUGGACGAGGCAUCGGGCGUCACCUGGCCAAAGAGUUUGCCAAGCAGGGGGCCAGAAAGGUGAUCCUGUGGGGCCGGACAGAAAAGUGCCUCAAAGAAACAGCAGAAGAGAUCUCUCUCUCAGGAACAGAGUGCCAUUACUUCCUGUGUGAUGUGGCCAAUCGGGAGGAAGUUUACAAGCAAGCCAAGGUGGUUAGAGAAAAGGUGGGAGAUGUUACGAUAUUAGUGAACAAUGCAGCUGUAGUGCACGGCAAAAGUCUGAUGGACAGCGAUGACGACGCCCUUCUGAAAUCCCAACACAUCAACACCAUGGGACAGUUCUGGACUACAAAAGCCUUCCUGCCUCGGAUGCUGGAGCUGCAGCAUGGCCACGUGGUGUGCAUAAACUCCAUCCUGUCCCAGUCUCCCAUCCCUGGGGCCAUAGACUACUGCACCUCCAAGGCCUCGUCGCUGGCCUUCAUGGAGAGUCUGACGCUGGGCCUGCUGGACUGUCCCGGCGUUGGCUGCACCACCGUGCUGCCCUUCCACACCAAUACAGAGAUGUUCCAGGGCAUGAGAGUCAGGUUUCCGCAGCUCUUCCCCCCUCUCAAACCCGAGGUAGUUGCCCAGAGGACUGUGGAUGCAGUCCGAGCUGACAAGGCCUUCCUCUACCUGCCCUGGACUAUGCAUGCCCUUGUCAUUUUAAAAAGCUUCAUGCCACAAGUUGCACUUGAAGAAAUCCACAAGUUUUCUGGGAGUUACACCUGCAUGAACACGUUCAAAGGGAGGACAUGAACCUGGAUUGCACACAAUGUGAGAGAGACCUCAACAUCUCUGGGGUGUUAAUGAAGGGAAUAUGGACCUUAAGACAUCUGGAAACGGAGGAGGCCCCAUGAUAGUGUGAAGACAAAUACUUAGGGGACAUGCAAGGCGGUUGCUUCUGCAGGUAGAAUUAAUUGAUAAACUGCAGAAUGGUCCCAUUUGAAUGUGUAUAGUAUGAAGGACUGAAUGCCAUCCUCACUUUGAACAGAAGCCAUGCAUAGGUCUGUACCAGUAGUUAUUCUGGGAGGUUUUAUUUUGUGACACUUGUUUUAGCCUGUUUUUACACUUCUUUUUUUAUCCUCUUUUUAAUGUGUCUUUGAAUCAAAACAAGAUAAUAAAACGGAGUUUUAGAGAC
This is a messenger RNA of Sebastes umbrosus (honeycomb rockfish), 2011 nucleotides long. RefSeq names its product dehydrogenase/reductase (SDR family) member 3b (gene dhrs3b). The record is from RefSeq and is a predicted model, not a curated record. Gene Ontology annotation, molecular function: oxidoreductase activity, acting on the CH-OH group of donors, NAD or NADP as acceptor. The transcript has 6 exons. NCBI's taxonomy places the organism in Eukaryota, Metazoa, Chordata, Actinopteri, Perciformes, Sebastidae. Gene Ontology annotation, cellular component: lipid droplet. The coding region runs from base 721 to 1629 and encodes 302 amino acids.